AAGACUGUAAAAGAUUUAUGGAACAUGACAGCAAGGAUCAAGUUCAAGCAUGCACUUAGUGAGUUGAAAGCUAAGUGUGCAAAGAGAAACUUUCAAGCUAAGCUUCCAGAUAUGAAUCCAAAGUUAUGGGCGAAGCUUGUUCAUUUAUGGACUGAUGACGAGGGUCAUUUGAGAAGGUCAAAUUCUGUAAAGGCUAAUCGAGCAAAAGGACCGAGAGUGACGCAUACCAGGGGUUCAAUGGACGUUAAUGUUUAUAGAAAGAAAAUGCAACAAGCAAACCUCGAGGGUCGUCCACCAACAUAUCCUGAGGUCUACACCAGUAGAAGGCAGCACAAAAGAAAAGGAAAAGAUCAACUGCUUGUAUAUUGUAAUGAUGAGGCUCAAGAAAUUGGAGAAAAAUUGACAGCUGAAUAUACUACUAGACAAGAGGAAGAAGGAUUUGACCCUACAAUACCUCAUGCUGAGAUAUUACUUAGGGCAACUAGUGGAGUCAAGAAAGGAUGGUUGAAAGGUUUGGAUAUUUACACACAUCCACAGGAUAUAAGUGUGAGUACAUCUAGACGAGAACCAUUCAUGCCACCCAUUAUAGGACAGUUUAAUAGGGUUAUCGAAUUAGAGCAGACUGUUGAAUCAUUGAAGGCAAAUAAUCAUAGCCUUCGACAAGCAAUGUCUAAUGUUUUUGUAGAUAAUGAUUGUCACGCCCCAGAACCCAAAUCCGGGGAUGUGGCAGACGCCGUGCACUCGUGAGAUGGUCCCACAAAUGCACAAAGGUCGGAACUUAUUCAAU
Messenger RNA from Rubroshorea leprosula, 787 nucleotides. Lineage: Eukaryota; Viridiplantae; Streptophyta; Magnoliopsida; Malvales; Dipterocarpaceae. The record is from the annotation of a GenBank genome assembly.